UAUCUAUGGUCACAACCAGGUAGGUCCCCUCCCACCUACAUAACAAGCUUGUUUGUGUUCAUAUUGUUGAGCCCCGCUGCAAAAUGAACAGGACACACAUAACGCAAUCGUAAUUCACGGCGAAUUGAAUUCGGAAUCUAGCAUGAGGGAAGUAUUCAGCCGCGAUCAGUAUGACCAAAUUCAUCGGCGAUCGACCAGCAAUGUCUGAGGAAGCUGUGCGUUCAAACUUUCCACCUCUCAAAAUCAUGGAUGUAUUAUAAUAAGAAGGGCUUUUAAUAGUACUUAAGUCGAGUAAGCGAGGUGCAAUGGCGUCUGUUAUGGAGGACCCCACCCUUGCGAGACACUUCAGGGGGCAUACAGAUGCUGUCACAUGUGCAGACUUCAGCCCCACGGGCAAACAACUAGCCACUGGGUCGUUGGAUACGAGCCUGAUAGUGUGGAACCUGGCGCCCAAGGCCCACGCCGUGCGCUUCCGGGGCCACCAGGAGGCGCUCACGGACCUCCAGUUCUCCCCAACAGGAGACCUGGUGGCCACCUCCUCCGAAGACGCAACUGUCAGACUGUGGACGCCGUGCAUCGAAGGAGAGUCUGAGGUGUUCAGAGCGCACGCGGCGGCCGUGCGCAGCGUUAGCUUCUCGUGCGACGGCCAGUGUCUGGUGACGGCCUCCGACGACCACGAGGUCAAGGUGUGGAGUCUCUCGUGCCGCCGCCUCCUCUACUCUCUCCAGCAGCACAGCGACGUAGUCCGCUGCGCCAGGUUCUCUCCAGACGGUCGUCUCAUUGCAUCCUGUGGGGACGAUGGUGCGGUGAUGUUAUGGGACGCGUCCAGCGGACAGUGUGUCAGCUGCUUCACGGACUGUGGCGGUUCAGUCCUGUUUGUGGACUUUAACUCAAGCGGUACGUGUUUAGCAGCGUCCGGACAGGACAGCUCCCUGAGAAUCUGGGACCUCAGGACCAGCAAGCUCACACACCUCUACCAAGUUCACAGUGCGGUGGUCAAUUGCUUUUCCUUCCACCCGUCCAACAACUACCUUAUCAGCGGCUCCAGCGACAGCACGGUCAAAAUAGCCGACCUGCUGGAGGGCCAAGUCAUGUACACCCUCCAUGGACACAAGGGUCCUGUGCUCACGUCAGUCUUCUCGCGGUCCGGGGAGGAGUUUGUAUCUGGAGGAGUGGACGGCCAGGUGUUGGUGUGGAGGACCAACCUGGACAGCAGGCUCUACCGGGACGUCCUGCGCGGGCACAGCCGCAGGUGCACGGCGGACCUCUCUCCCCGCCUGGCGCGCCUCCAUCCCGCGGUGGCACACCUCCGCCAGCCCCUGGCCGCCCCCAUCGAGAUUGGUCCCACGCUAGUGGACACUGUCUCUCAUGACCGCCACAUUGUAGAUCAGACCUUCUACACCCACACGGAUUGGGCAGCAAGCUGAAGGGGGGCGUGGCCUGGCAUGCCCCAGAUCCAAUGGUGCUUUAGUUACAACCGCCAAUACCAUUCACAACAAUUUACGACCAACUGCCAUCGAUACCUCGAUACCCAACUCCUGUGUACCGUGUGCUGUGAAUGGGGACAGACCUCUCUCUAGUGAGGGUGGUGGUGGGGGAAAAAAGUGCUUCCCUUUUAUGGGAAGCACUUUAUCAGUAUUACAUUGAAUACUUUUUUAUGCCUGAAUAUGUUUUAUAAAAAUAACAGGAUUAACCUGACUAGGCUUUGCCACUCGAUUAAGUCAUUAUCAAAUGAAUUGGUGCAUUUUAAGUCGAGCGUCUGUGUACUGGCGAGGUAAGGCUCAUGUAAAGAGAUCAGGAGUGUGGUGAGCGCUGCUAAAAACACCAAAAUAACAGCAGUGAAGGAGAUUGAGUUGCUCCUCCAUUCGCUUCAUGGUAGACCUCUGAAUGAACGCACACAUCCCAGUCCUUCCUGUUGUCAUGUGUCUGAAAUUGAAUUAUGUCUGGAUGGAGUUAUUUCCCCCUCAACGGAUUAUACCAAACGCUGGCACGGUGUCCAUGUAAUGUGUUUUCUGAUGAUGAUGAUGAUGAUGAUGAUGAUGAUAAUGAUAAUGAUGUCCUCCUGACCUUAUCCAAUCACAGAAGCGUUCAAACCCGCCAUUUCGUUGCAUAAUCGAGACGCACGGUUGAAAGGACUACAUGUGCUUCAUUCCCGUGAAGUUAAACUGCCCUCUCUCUCUCUCUCUCUCUCUCUCUAGAAUAUUAUAUGAUGGGAACUGUGUGCAUGUCUGUCUUUCUCACUCUCUCUCACCAUCUCCUUCACUGCGUUGGCUUGUCCUUGCAUGGUUUCUGCUGCCAGUUCCUUCAUCGGUGCUGUGAGUGAGAACAACAGAGACACUUGACUGCGCUGUGCUUCUCGGGGAGGGGAAAAAAUACACAAACCGCUUGCGGCGGAACUACACACACGCGCGCAACUAUUUGUGUACAUGCACAAGCACAUCCUGCCAACAACACAUAGCUGCAAACACUGUCAUUGGUGUAGAGAACACCGCAGGUGUUCUUACCACACCACGGCUAUCCUCCUGUCUCUUUGAGUCACCCUCUCCUUCUCCUCUCCUCUGCCUGGCUGGUCUGCCGGAGGAACUCAGGGUUUGCAUUUUCUGCUAAUCAUGUAGUCGCGUGUCAUCUUCCCUUUGUGGUUGAAUUUAAAUGUCUUGUACUUGUAGAGCUUGGAAGUCUGUGUUGCUAUUUUUUUGGGCGAUAAGCGCUCUAUAAAUAAAGUUGGUUUGAACACUG
Messenger RNA from Gadus macrocephalus (Pacific cod), 2736 nucleotides. It is a transcript of the gene poc1b, whose product is annotated as POC1 centriolar protein B. NCBI's taxonomy places the organism in Eukaryota, Metazoa, Chordata, Actinopteri, Gadiformes, Gadidae. Gene Ontology annotation, biological process: cilium assembly. The record is from RefSeq and is a predicted model, not a curated record. Gene Ontology annotation, molecular function: protein binding. The coding region runs from base 306 to 1427 and encodes 373 amino acids. The transcript has 11 exons. Gene Ontology annotation, cellular component: ciliary basal body; centriole.